UCAACGUCUGAUGCUCCUCGAUACUGCAGUGUUCUCUCUCUUUCAUCGGUCAUUGCAUUCUCUCUCUACUGCAAUCUGGUCGAGCUUGGUGGGGUGGUCUAAUAAAGAAAAGAAAGAACCCCCUUUCUCUCUCCUUAAACGUCAGUACGGAAAGCGAUUGCCCACAAAGAAGGUUGAGUUUAGCUGCGAGAAUCAGUCAAGCGUAGCCACUCCAAGACUUGCUCUUCUCAAUCCGCCCCUCCCGCUUCCUGUUUUUAUCCCCUCAUGGAAGUUUCGGAAAAGGAAGAGUGGACUUAGCUGGGUUGAUCAUUUGUUUGGCGAUUUGACAGGCGCUGAUUGCGAGCUGGAAUUGAGCUUUGUUUUUGCCUUCUUUGGGCGGUCCAUAGAUUUGGGUAUGGAGUAAGGAUGGGGUUGGGCAAUGGGUCUAGGGUUUGAUGAGUUGGACUUGAAGUGGAUAUAAUUGUAAGUAUGGUUUGAUCAAGUACGGAGCAUAAACUAAUGAACGCUGACAGACAAUAAAUAUACUAUAGAGAUAAAAAAAAUAUGAAGCUUUCAACACCAGGGACGGGUCAGCAAGCUCAUGAAGGAGAUAAUAUGUGCUCCAAUUCAGAGCUAUGGCAUGCCUGUGCUGGUCCUCUUGUGUGUCUUCCGGUACUUGGGAGCCGUGUGGUUUACUUUCCACAGGGUCAUAGUGAACAGGUUGUGGCCACAACUAACAAAGAAGUUGUCGAUGCUCAUAUACCAAACUAUCCCAACCUUUCUCCUCAGUUAAUCUGCCAGCUCCAUAAUGUCACUAUGCAUGCAGACGUUGAAACAGAUGAAGUGUAUGCUCAAAUGACAUUGCAGCCACUAACUCAACAAGAACAAAAAGAUACUUCAUACCUUUCUGUUGAGUUGGGGAUGUCAAGCAGGCAACCUACUAAUUACUUCUGCAAGACACUGACAGCAAGCGACACUAGCACACAUGGUGGCUUCUCAGUCCCCCGCCGAGCUGCGGAAAAAGUUUUUCCGCCCCUGGAUUUCACACAGACUCCACCUGCCCAAGAACUCAUUGCAAGGGAUCUACACAACGUUGAUUGGAAGUUCAGGCAUAUUUUCCGAGGGCAGCCAAAGCGACAUCUUCUUACUACUGGAUGGAGCGUGUUUGUGAGCUCCAAAAGGCUUGUUGCUGGAGAUUCGGUUCUUUUCAUCUGGAAUGAGAAAAAUCAGCUGCAUUUGGGCAUUCGCCGUGCAAUCAGACCACAAGCUAUCAUGCCAUCAUCUGUUUUGUCAAGUGACAGUAUGCACAUUGGACUGCUUGCAGCUGCUGCCCAUGCUGCUGCUACUAAUAGCUGUUUCACUGUUUUCUAUAAUCCGAGGGCUAGCCCAUCUGAAUUUGUCAUACCUCUCUCGAAAUACAUCAAAGCUGUGUGCCACACCAAUGUUUCUGUAGGCAUGCGUUUCCGGAUGCUAUUUGAAACGGAAGAAUCAAGCGUCCGUAGAUACAUGGGAACUAUUACUGGCAUUGGCGACUUGGAUGCAGCUCGUUGGUCAAAAUCACACUGGCGAUCUGUCAAGGUGGGUUGGGAUGAGUCAACUGCAGGUGAAAGGCAACCAAGAGUGUCAUUAUGGGAGAUUGAGCCCUUAACUACUUUUCCCAUGUACCCAUCGUUAUUUUCCCUUAGGCAAAAACGGCCCUGGUAUCCGGGAGUCUCCUCUUAUCCAGAUGGCAAUAAUGACGCGAAUAAUGGAAUGACAUGGCUGAGAGGAGGGGGAACUGGUGGUGAGACAGGACACCGGGCUUUUAACCUUCAGUCUGCUGGUAUGCUUCCUUGGAUGCCACAGAGAGUUGAUCCGACGAUGCUCCAGAAUGAUAUUAAUCAGCAGUAUCAAGCUAUACUAGCUGCAGGAUUGCAAAACCUUGGGAGUGAAGAUUUGCUGAAACACCAACUUAUGCAAUUUCAGCAGCAGCAAUUGAUCCAACAAUGUCUGCUGUCCUCUCAAAUGAGAAUGGCAUCAGAUGGCCUACAACAAAGGCAACCACAACAACAGACCAGUAAUCAGACGGAGCAGCUUGCGUACCCGGAAGAUUUCCCUAACAGGACUGACCAUCACCUUCAACAGAGACCAUUUUCAAAUUUUGUUCCACCAGUACAAUCACCUUCAAGACAGAUUAACACUUCUCCAUCAUUCUCUAGACAAGAUCAUGUAGAAAGUAACUCAAGAUUUGUGCCAUCAGGUUCUUUAUUCCCUGAAGGGAGUGAUAAUCUUUCAAGUCUCACCAGAACUGGCCAGACUAUGGUUAAUCAACAGCCACCUGAGAGAUCCUGGAUGCUCAAAGCUCAUGGACAGGAUAUGACUGUUCAGCAAGAGAGCGAUGGUUUUGAUGCCAGGAAUCAAGUUACUUUUGGUGGUGCUAAUGGUGUAGACUCUCUUGGUCUUUUCCUCCCCACCACUUUGUCAAGUACUACUAUUGCUUCAGUUGAUGAUGGAGAUGGAGAUGCUGACAUGUCCUCGGGGACAUUAGGGGCUUCUGGCUUUCAGAGUUCUCUAUAUGAGUACAUGCAAGACUCAUCCGAGAUGAUGCAGAGUGGGGGACAAGUUGACCCACCAACCCCAACUAGUGCAUUUGUAAAGGUUUACAAAUCGGGAUCUGUUGGGAGGUCAUUGGACAUGACCCGGUUCAACAGCUAUCAAGAACUAAGACAAGAACUGGGUCAGAUGUAUGGAAUUGAAGGGUUGCUUGACAACCCUCAAAGAUCAGGCUGGCAGCUUGUAUUCGUCGACAGGGAGAAUGAUAUACUUCUUCUUGGAGAUGACCCAUGGGAUGCUUUCGUGAAUAAUGUCUGGUACAUCAAAAUCCUUUCUCCUGAAGAUGUGAAAACAAUGGGAAAGCAAGAGUGCGAGUCCCUUGGUCACAAUAUGGGGGAAAGAAUGAAUGCCAACAGUGCUGACGGUGGACGAGACUUUCUCUCUGGACUUCCAUCUCUAGGAUCACUUGAGUACUGAUUUGUGCAGCAUAUGGAUGGAAUCUUCUAAGGAUUUGUGUGUGAGCUCCAAAAUUCUCCAAGACAUCUCAGAUUUUCCCUGCGUUAUAUAGACGCCUUUAGCAUUGUUCUGCUAAGUCUCCCAUUGUAUUAUGUAGUGUUUCUUUUGAAACGUGAUGGCAGUUAAGAAGCUAAAAUCUCUAUUCCUGAGUUGAAGUCUUUGUUGAAGUCUUGGUGUUGUGUUUAAAAAAUCUUAUAUUCAUGGUGGAUUGCUUAUGUAGUGAUGGUUGCAGUUAUUUUAUUAUAAUUAGUACUCCCUCUGUCCCCGAAAGAAGUUCCACAUUUGACUUUCACACACUUUUAUGCAAGUAAAUUUUACUGUUUUGACAUUGUUUCGAC
Messenger RNA from Cuscuta epithymum, 3365 nucleotides. NCBI's taxonomy places the organism in Eukaryota, Viridiplantae, Streptophyta, Magnoliopsida, Solanales, Convolvulaceae. The record is from the annotation of a GenBank genome assembly.